Molecule: messenger RNA, 6973 nt
Organism: Haliotis rufescens (red abalone)
Lineage: Eukaryota; Metazoa; Mollusca; Gastropoda; Lepetellida; Haliotidae
Product: retinoic acid receptor gamma-like
Exons: 15
Coding region: 486-1844 (452 amino acids)
Biological process (GO): retinoic acid receptor signaling pathway; regulation of transcription by RNA polymerase II; cellular response to corticotropin-releasing hormone stimulus
Cellular component (GO): nucleus; transcription regulator complex
Molecular function (GO): zinc ion binding; RNA polymerase II cis-regulatory region sequence-specific DNA binding; nuclear receptor activity
Source: RefSeq, a predicted model, not a curated record
GUAGAUGGGGAGAGAAUGGCCACUGGUUGCCGUCUGAAAAAGUACGAUUGUCAGUUUACUGCGGGUAGGAGAGUUUUUCUUGUCAAAACCAUCUGAACAGCUUCGGAGGCCGAGGCCAUCAGCCAUUGCUGAUCUGGGACGCUUGGCUUGAAGCUUGUUCAUGGGAAAGGACUUGGAAGAUUUCUGGUUUGACCGCUGCUCAGCUGACCUUUUCUAGGACGGACAGUGGCCCUACUGGUAGUCUCCGAUUGCCUCAGUGUCUUCACAACAACUCCGGAUUUCUGACCUUACAAAUUGAAGUGUUGGAUCAACUAGUUACUGUGGCCCGAGAAGCUGACAUGAUUACAAACGUUGGGCCCACACGUUAUGGACAUAUUAGCUGCUGAACAUCAGUAUUUGUGUUGGUUCAGAAGAUUCAAGAAACAAUGAAAUCAUCUGAAUGGCACGGUCUGUUGUAGACCGUCUUCAAUGUGAAGGAAAGAACCAUGAACCAUAACAUGGGGACCCACCCAAUCGUCAGUGAUACAUCGCAGGGGUCCUCAAACCAUGCUAUACAGUCCACAGUGAGCACCAUGCCCAACCAAGCUGCCUACCUCGCCGCCGCCUUCAACAAUGCCGCUGACUCAUACAAUGGCCAGUUUGCUGUCUUCGAUUCUAAACCGUCCUACGUACCUCAUAUAUCCAAAGAGACCCACUUCAAAACUGACCGGAAAAACGCUGUCUGGGAUAUUGCUGGCUAUGCUCAACUGUAUGAUGUUCACUGUGGAAUGUAUUCGGUGACGAGUCCCACAAACCUGUCCCCCUCUCCUCCCCCUCCUCCUCGGAUCUACAAGCCUUGUGUUGUCUGUAAUGACAAGUCCUCCGGCUACCAUUAUGGCGUCAGCUCCUGUGAAGGAUGCAAGGGCUUCUUUCGUCGCAGUGUCCAAAAGAAUAUGCAAUAUACUUGUCACAAGGACAAGAACUGCCCGAUCAACAAGGUGACCCGCAACAGAUGCCAGUACUGUCGUUUGCAGAAAUGUUUUGCUGCAGGAAUGUCAAAAGAAGCUGUUCGCAAUGAUCGGAACAAGAAGCGCAAAGUCAAACCAGAGUGCACCAGCAGUCCCAAUGAGGACUUGACCGGCGAUGACCAGAAUCUUAUACAGGAUAUUCUGGACGCUCACAGAGCAACAUUCAUAUCGGACAUGGAGGAUAGUCCGGAAUCGCCAUCCUUGAAACCACGUGAAGAGGAGGACAGUGUUAUAUUAUGGGAGAGAAUUAGUGAAUUAUCCUCAGAUGGUAUUGUGAAAAUUGUGGACUUUGCCAAGAAACUCCCUGGCUUCUCAACACUUUCACAGUCGGAUCAAAUUACAUUACUAAAGGCAGCAUGUUUAGAAAUUAUGAUAUUGCGACUGAGCGCACGUUAUGAUGCAGCCCUCGACUCCAUGGUGUUCAUGAAUGGGGUGACGUUAAACAAGGAUCAGCUACAGCAAGGAGGGUUUGGCAAUCUCACAGGGACUAUCUUCAGCUUUGCUGCUUCACUUAAAGCUAUGAGCACAGAUGAAACAGAGUUUGCAAUCCUGUCAGCCAUAUGCUUGAUCAGCGGAGAUCGCUCAGGGUUACAAGAUACAGAGAAAAUUGAGCAGAUGCAAGAGCCAUUACUGGAGGCAUUGAAGCAUUACACUCGCUCUCGGAGGCAGGAACAGCCGCAUAUAUUCGCCAAACUCCUCAUGAAGCUAACUGAUCUCCGAAGUAUAAGUGUUAAAGGUGCUGAACGGGUAUUACAUUUACGACUAGAGAUGCCAGGAGAAUUGCCUCCAUUGAUAUUAGAAAUGUUAGAUAGAGCUGAGAAUGUGUGUAUUCCUUGACUACGGCUUUAUGCUUAGUUUAAAUUACAGACAAUUUGGUGAUACAUAUUGGCCAGUUCUUUCUAAAAGAGGUCACAUUGCCAUACAGCAUCUUUAACAUUAAAUAUGUGAUCAUUUCUUUCCAAGAAAGACUACAAUAAGUAAUACAACCAAAAGGGAGGAAACUCUUGGGAGAAUGGAAUGAAGGGAGAUGACUCUUCCAUCACAUAGGAAAGUGGUUUCAUUGGCUACAUCCAGAAGUGUUCAAGUGAGCGAUUAGUAAAGGAGAGAACUGUCACCAAUCAAAGGGAAGCAACUCCUUACUGGAUGCAAACAGCACACGGACAACCAAAGUGUUAUGACAGCAAAUGAGUGAUAUACUAUGGAGAGACAUAAGAUUGUUGCCUGUCAUAUCAAGGGAGGUAACUCCAAUGACACAUAACUCGAGUGAUUUGCUGCUGGUGAUGAGAUGAUACCUGGUGAUGAGAAUUGGAGAGGAAGUCAUGUGUUUUCAUGAGAUUAUUUUUGUGUCUGGUUCGGAAACCAGUGACUAUCGGUAUCAAUGCCAUAUGCUUUGGUUUUACCCAGUUUUGUGCUAGUUUGACAUGAAGAUUAUAGGAACUUUGAAGUUAAAGAUCGCGAUAAGCUCUAAAGUUCAUUGAAAAUAAUAUUGCUCUUUAUUUUUUACCACAAAGUUGUUUGACUCAAAGUCAUGAUAUGCCAUGGCAUUGGUUUCUGUUAUAAAGUGUAACCAAGAUAUUUCUUCAAAUUCUCUUUUGAAUUCUGGAAGAUGUACAUGUUUUUAACAUACAAAUUUGAACUCCUACUUCUGUGUUUAGAUAAAGGAGGUGGGUUAAAGUUGGGAGGGUUGAUUACUACUAAGUGUUUUGUCCUCAUUUACAAUUUUAUUACUAUUUUUUGGUUGGAGUCACAAAAAAUAGGAUCAUUUAUAAAGUACCCUUUUACUUAAGCUGACACAUACAGCCACGAUUUAUGCCAAAUUGGAAAAAUUUUAAGCCAUGAUAGUUAAUAUAUUAUAUAAACAGGGGGAUUAUUUAAUCCCAUAUUUAAAAAAAAAAUUGAAGGACCAUUGUUGUAGACUUAGGACUGAAUAUCGGCUCCUGAGCUUGAGUAGAUAAACCCUGGCCACCUUCAGACAUUGCAAAUAUUUCCAAUAAUAAUUUUUUUCUUGUACACAUGAAAUACAAAAUUCAUAUCAAAUGAAGGUUAUGUUUAGAUCACAACUGUAGUAAGAUCCCGACUUCUGUAAAACAAAGAAUCAGAGAGAAUAUUAAUGUGCAAAACAGUCCCUCUUAUAAGUUGACUCAAGUUUUCAAACAAAUCUACUGUGUUACCAUUUAUGUUGUUUGCAUAUUUGGAAAAACAAGAUAUUAAGAUGUUAAAAGAUUCAAGAUGAGUUUUAUUUGACUAUGACACCAAAUCAGUCCAAAAAUAUUUAAAAACCAUUGUGAGGUGAGUCAGCUCUUUUUAGAAUUGCCCUUUGAUUACUGGGUUUAGUAUGUUUUUAAUAUUUCAGUUUGAUUAAUUUCACUUCUUAAAUUGUGACAAAUCUUGCUUAAAAGUGCUACAAUCUGGCAAAGGAAUGUGACAUGGAUUUUUGUGUGUACAGAGAAAGUUUCAUUGUUUCAAACUAUCUCAGGGUUUAUGUAAAGGUGUACGUGCUGUCCUUGUCUAGCAGACUGUGUACUCAAGGGAUGUAGAUGCUAGUGGUUGUCCAUUACCUAUACGCAGAUCACUUACACCAUCAUUGUAAAGCAUGUUGAAAGAUGAUUCAGUUCAAAAAUAUGUUCCAUAACAGUAUGAAUGAAGGAAUGAUUAACAGUAGUUUAAGUAGUUUGAAUGAAUUUAUCAAAAUGAUGAAAAAUACCUAAAUAUUUAAAAAGUGAGAUAAAUAUUCAUAUUCUAGGGGGAGAGUGAAUAUUUUAAAACUAGAAAUGAUAAUUUGCUUAUUUUCUUUUCCUUUGUACAAAGGUGUUGCUAGGCAUUCUAUCAUAUUUCAAUUGCCUUAUUUAUUUUCCAUUUUGCCUUCAUGUUCCAUGACCAAAGUAGGGCAUUUUUCUUCACGAAAAUGAUUUGUUAUAAGUAUGAUAUGUCAUUUCUUAUGUACAUCAAACUCAGGAAGUAUACCUUUGCCAAUUAUUUUCAAAUCAAUCAUAAUCAAGUUAAAAUGAAAUUUUGAUUGUGAACAUUCAAGGCCAUGGGACAUGGUGUUGUUUUGUUCAGAUAUUGGGAAGAUAGCUAUACAAUUUUUCCCAUAUGUCAGUGAAAUAAAGAAAUUAGUGUCAAAUGUUCAAUGGAAUGAGUGGAAGUGACACCUUGGGCUGUGGUUGAUGAAGAGGCUAUUGGAGGGGAUGUCUGUCUGGCUUGCUAGCUGGCUUGGUGUGAGUUAACACCCAAAGCAUGAUUCAUUCAACAGCCAUACAGCCAUGGCUGCAAGGAGUCACUGUGGUAAUAGUCCAGGCAUCCCAGCAUUUCUAUGAUUCCUAUGACUUCCUAUAUUUUUAAAUUUCCUUUAUAUUUCCAAAUAAUUUACACUCUAUCCCUAUAAUUCCUAUAUUUUUAUGCCACUACUGACUUCUGAGAAAUCAGUGCUUUAGAUUUUAUUUUGUACGCUCAAAGAGAAAAGCUAGUGAUGCAUUCCUGUCAUAAGUCUGCACUGAAGUUUGGUAUCCAGCCAUAUCACCCACAUCAAGUCCACCACCCAGUCUGACAUUCAUUUAGAAGCAAGAUUUGAACUGCUAAGUACUUGAACGGACUGAUAUUGCUCAUAUCGCUGCUUCCAGUGCAGAGAAUGUCAGGAAAGAUAGAGUAUGUACUUUGGCAAUUAACAAACCCGAUAUCUCAGUCUGCACAACUUUUCAUCAUACAGCUCGAAUUUUAGUUGUAAGUCAAGGUUAAAUUCUACCAACCAACCCCCAAACCACCCCACCCCACCCCCCUAUUUUUUUGGCAAAGGUGUCUGGGAUGCCUGAUAGUCACAUUUGAGAGGGCUAGGUGACAUUUAAGACGUGUUCACCACCUACAGUUGGAAUAGUGUCUUUGUGUGUUUGCCAGGCUGGGUUGUGGUUGUAAAACUUUAAACGAAAAAUACUUUUAAGCGGUUAAUAACUUUUGGUUAACAAUUUUUUAUCCUCCUGGGCAAUUGAAGCAUUCCUCCUAACAAAACAUUAACUAUGUAAAUCAGAUGAAAUCAUGUUUAUUUAAACCAACCCAAUUCCUCAAAAGUCUAAAUCAAAAGAUUAUGAGGUGUCUCAACCAUCAUUGUAUAGCUGAAAAACUGCUGAUGCCCGUGAAAAACCUUAAUCCCUCAGAUGUUGUUGUAUAAUGUUUAUUAUGUUUGAUGACUGCUGUUGAUUAUUAUAAAACCCGGUAGAUUGAAAAUUCGUGAUACAGUUUUGAAUCAGUCAUAAUAAAUUGAACCUAAUUAAUGUUAGUCUUUUGAGAAAAUUCAAUGAGAAUAAUCAAACCAUUUUUUUUUAAUAGUUAUUAAAUAGAAAUAAAUUCCAUUUUCAAAUUUCAGAUAUUCCUCCUAAUUCAAGUUCGAAUAUCAAAGUUUCGGACAAUACUUUGGCAGUAAAAUAUUAGUUUCAUGAUUCUGGCUUUGUAAACAUUACUGAACUAGGCAAUUUGAAUCCGGUGCUUUCACAGCUUGAAUGAAAGACACAAUAUUGGAAAUGUGGAAGUUAUCUUGAAAUACCAUAUUUCACAACUUUGUAUUCAAAAUAUUUUAGCUUCAUUAUUUCAGACUCUAAUAAUUGAUUAUAAAUUGUAAACAUUUCCAAUAUUGUGCCCUGGGAAAUUAAAUUUGUAUAGAUUUUGAGAAUGUAUAUGUAUAUUCUUAUGUAGCAAUACAAUUAAUACCUGUGACAUUGAUUUGAUUUAAAGAUGACUAUUGAAUGAUUCAUGAUGUAUUUAAUAUUUUUAGAGUUCACACAUAUUUACUAGUUUCCUGUUAUUGUUUUAUAGAAAUAUUUCAUCAUUAUAUUUGCUUAUGAUGCAACAGUGCAUAUUUUAUGUCAUUACCAACUUAUUAGAUUGCAAAUUGCAAAGUACUAUUAAUGCAAUUUUGCUAGUUUGACUAUUUGCAAGAUUUCAUGUCCGAUUUCUUUUUUUUAUUUGUAUAUUUCUCAGCAUGUUCAUGAAAAUGGGUCCUAAUGGCCAUUUGCUGGAGUAUUGUACUAGUCACAAAAAACUACCUCAGUUAUGAUUGGACUAUGCAAAUAUUGAACAGCUUCUCUACAAUUCUUUAUGUGGAAAGGUUUUCUCAUACAGUCAUUGUAGGUACUGGUGGUCAAGCAUUACCUAGUUUUGACAAGAUUAUUUUAAACCAUUCUGAAUGUUAUGAAAUGUGUUGCGACUAAAGGACAACUCAACUACUACCAUAUACUGUACAGAAGAACACAGAUGAGCCAGUGCUGUACAGUUUCAUGUGCAGAGUUGUGUCCCUUAGUUGUGCCAGGAUCUGUUAAUUGUUGGUUCAAUUUCCAGAUUCGUCCUGAUUAUGAUUUCUUGAUUUUAUCAGUAUCAUACCCCUUGCUGUUGGUGUCACCGAAGUUGUAAAUGUCUAGGAUAUAGAUAUGUAGAUGUCUAGGAUGUAGAGAAGGGUACAUUAAUUAAACACACAGUUCAAAACCUAAAACUGACUGACCACCAGUGCCAGAUGCCAACCAGAUAAUUCAGUCUUUGAUAAUGUGGAAUUCAAUGCUUUCAUCAGAAACCUUAAAAUGGAUCAAGUUGCCAAUAUCAACGAACCUUGUUAUCUCUGGGUGGAAGGGAACGGUGAUAAACUUGGUCAUUUACUGGGCAUCAUGACAUAGGUGACGAGGCCAAACAUCAGAUUUGUUUUAAUGAGAACAUUAAUAGCCAGUUAAUAAGUGUGAGAAGCAUGAUUGAAAAUCAGUAGUAUAUCUAUGUGUAACCAAAUUUCUGAUUGCCCCCAAACCAAGAUGGCUUCAACAUUUUAUAUAUCAAUUGUGAAUCAUUGUUAUGGACUCCUAGGAUUGAGAUAGUAGCAGUACUAAAAAUAUUUUUUGACAAAAUGAACUGAAAUAGACAAUACUUUUCUGUUGUUGUUUGACCUUGCCAUUGCAUCAUGGGAUAAUAGCAUGAUGUCACAGAACACCCACAUC